AUGCAACCCCAUAUCCCCUUCGCCCCGGCGGACGGCCUUGCGUACAAGGGUACGGAAGAGGAGGAUGAACAUAUCUAUGCCAUGCAACCGUUGAAGGACAGCGAAUUCAAUCCGAUCCUCCGCCAUCCUAGUACCGACGUCAUGUACAGACCCCCGAUGUUUCGAUACGCCUGGAUCAUAGACGACGACCAUCUGAAGCGCACCAUGUCAGAGAAGUUCCCAAAGUUUAUUACAUUGGUCGACCGUCCUUCCCAGGACAAACCCACUCUUCCGCCAGAGUACUACAAUUACUUCGAAUUCAGCGAGAACCCGAGUCCGAAGACAAAGAUCGGCAGUUUCACUCUUACACUCCAAGACGGCGGGCUCAUCGAGGGCUUGGUUGAAUCCACCAAGCUGCCUAGUGACUAUGUGGAUCACCUCGAAUACGUACUCCUAGUCGACAAGAAUGGAAGUGCGAUACAGGGGAUGCAGAUAGGGUCCAACUACCAGGACGUGAUCCCACCGGAAUACGCCCUCAAACUGCGGGAACUGCUUGAGGUGGGCGACGAGGACCCGAUGUGGUACAUCGAUAUAACGCAGCGGUAUUGGCGGCGUAUCAGGUCGCUUCCAGGUCUCCCUAACAAGAAGAUCGUUUACCCCUCCGACUAA
Messenger RNA from Epithele typhae, 648 nucleotides. RefSeq lists its product as uncharacterized. Lineage: Eukaryota; Fungi; Basidiomycota; Agaricomycetes; Polyporales; Epitheliaceae. The record is from RefSeq and is a predicted model, not a curated record. Bases 1 to 648 code for a protein of 215 amino acids. The transcript has 3 exons.